UGUUUUGUGGGCGCCACUGGGUGAAGCCGCGAAACCACAUCUUGGGCAAUCUAAAACCUAGCGCGGAAGCCGUCCGCUCCGCUGAGCACGAGGAGGUUGCAGUAGCGACUCCGAGAGACUACCAUGCCUACUGUCAGUGUCGGGCGGGAUCGUCUGUUUGCAGCUUUAGGAAGAACUUACACACAAGAAGAAUUCGAAGACCUGUGCUUCAGUUUUGGAAUCGAGCUUGACGACGUCACUACUGAGAAAGCAAUUGCCAGAAAAGAAAAGCACUUGGAAGAAGAAGCUGAUGAAGAUGAAGAAGUUAUCUACAAAAUCGAAGUUCCCGCCAACAGAUAUGACCUGCUUUGCCUUGAAGGGCUAGCUCAGGCCCUCCGAGUGUUCUGUGGGUUACAGGAAAUCCCUACGUAUAGUUUGGCUGACGUUAGUAAAACUGCAAUGCUCAAAAUGCACGUUAAGCCAGAGACAUCUUUGAUUCGUCCAUAUGUUGUUUGUGCCGUAUUGAGAGGGGUAACAUUUGAUAAAGCAAGAUACAACGGCUUUAUUGAUCUCCAGGACAAGCUUCAUCAAAACAUUUGCCGGCGAAGAACUCUUGUUGCAAUUGGCACUCAUGAUCUGGAUAAGUUGGAAGGCCCUUUUACUUAUGAGGCUUUACCACCUUCAAGUAUAUUUUUUGUGCCACUAAAGCAGGAAAAGAACUUCAGGGCUGAUGAGCUUAUGGAGUUCUACAAAUCAGAUUUGAAACUGAAGAAAUUCCUGCAUAUAAUUGAGGGCUCGCCAGUGUUCCCCGUUAUAUAUGACUCUAAGAGAACUGUUUUAUCUUUACCCCCAAUUAUAAAUGGUGCACAUUCAGCUAUCACUCUGGAGACAAAGAACGUAUUUAUUGAAUGUACUGCCACUGACCUGACAAAGGCAAAGAUUGUUUUGAAUACAAUGGUAACAGCCUUUUCAGAAUACUGUGAGAAGAAGUUUGUAAUCGAACCAGUUGAAGUAAUUUCUUCUAAUGGAAAGUCAUGCAUAUAUCCUGAUUUAUCUAUCUACAACAUGGAAGUUUCUCUUCCUUACAUAAAUGGACUGAUUGGGGUUUCAUUGGAAAUAGAAGAGGUCACCGGACUAUUAAACCGAAUGCAGUUGCAUGCCAAACAAUCUGUGGCUGACAAUAGGCAGUGUAACAUCGUUGUAUCCGUUCCUCCUACCAGAAGUGACGUUCUUCAUCCAUGUGAUGUUAUGGAGGAUGUUGCAAUUGCUUAUGGAUUCAAUGCCAUUAAGGAUAAAGCAAUUACUGAUAAUAAAGGCUCUAAGAGAUUGGCUGCUUCCUUGACAUUACUUCCUUUAAAUGAACUCAGUGAUCUUAUCAGAAAAGAGGUUGCAAUGAUUGGGUUCACAGAGGUCUUGACUUUUAUACUUUGCUCAUCUGAGGAAAAUUUUGGCAUGCUGAAUCGUAAAGAUGAUAGAUCAGUAGCUGUUAUCAUUGGAAACCCAAGGUCUUCUGAUUUUGAGGCUGUUCGAACUAGUCUUAUGCCUGGCAUUUUGAAAACUGUGGCUCACAAUAAGGACCAUCCAAAGCCCAUAAAGAUUUUUGAAGUUGGUGAUUGUGUGGUCUUGGAUGACACAAGGGAUGUUGGUGCAAGAAAUCAACGUCAACUGGCUGCGCUUUACUGUGGUUCUAAUGCAGGAUUUGAGAUAAUUCAUGGCUUGGUUGACAGAGUAAUGGAAAAGAAUGGGGUUCCUUUUGUUUUACCAGGUGAUAGAACAGGUUAUUAUAUUGAGCGGUCAGAUGAGCCUGAGUUUCUUUCGGGUAGGCAAGCUAAAAUCAUUUACAAAGGACAGCACAUUGGCACUUUUGGCAUUGUUCACCCAGAGGUACUAAGCAACUUUGACAUCCCUGAUCCAUGCUCCUUCGUAGAACUCAACAUUGAAAGCUUCUUAUAGAGAUAAUUAACUGCAAAAUGCAAGUGUCUUCAUCAUAUUGUCUAUUGUAAGUUGAUGUUUUUCCCCUUCUUUUGAUUACAUUUCACCUUCAAGCUGUGAAUCGGGAGCUCUACCUCUACUUGGUGCAUCAUACAUGAAUUUCCUGGGAAUUCAGAGCAACAGUAGCCAGGGAAAGGAAAUGACAUAUUUUCCCUAAGGCCUAGGGCUGUUCAUUUAUUUCACAGUUUUGAACAUGAGAAGCUAUUUAUUACUUGAUAGGAAUAACUUUCGAGUUACAUAGCUUUGGCUGGGAAGGAAAAACUUUGAUUUUGGCCAAAUGGACGAUAUUGAUACCUUUGAGAUUUGUGUUUGAUACAAAA
Prosopis cineraria is the source of this 2291-nucleotide messenger RNA. RefSeq names its product phenylalanine--tRNA ligase beta subunit, cytoplasmic. The record is from RefSeq and is a predicted model, not a curated record. Gene Ontology annotation, cellular component: cytoplasm; phenylalanine-tRNA ligase complex. Gene Ontology annotation, biological process: phenylalanyl-tRNA aminoacylation. Bases 124 to 1932 code for a protein of 602 amino acids. The transcript has 20 exons. Lineage: Eukaryota; Viridiplantae; Streptophyta; Magnoliopsida; Fabales; Fabaceae. Gene Ontology annotation, molecular function: magnesium ion binding; phenylalanine-tRNA ligase activity; ATP binding.